AUGGAAAGUGAUAAGUCUGGUUUGAUUAAAUCUCCUCAUUUUGUGCUAAAGAAGCAUGGUCAAACAAAUAGUACACGUGGUCAGAUCCGCAAUUUGACAAACAAAACGAUUCCUCAACUUGUUAACAGAACAGAUGAUGUAAAACAUGAACAGAAGUCAUUAAUCACUGAAGAAAUACCAACUGCUCGUAUAAAUACACGGCUAUUUAAUGCACGUAAACAAUUCUCCAAACCAUCUGUUCCAAUAAUUUCAUUCGAUGAUCAAAACUCAUUAACCACUAGUCCUCAGUCGUCAAGAUCUACAUUCAGUCGUAAUAAAAUGCACAAGACCGACUCAAUAGAAUCUAGAACAUCAGUGUCUGUGUCACCAACCGAACCACAUUAUUCACCCCAUUUUGAAAAAAAUUUAACACAAGUCACUACAACUAUGCGUGCCCUGUCAACGUCUCCACGUGUAGGUUCACCGAAUGCUUUAAUCCCUCCCUAUGGUAAAUCUUUACAGCCUUUGGCUUUUUCAUAUGAUUCCAUAAAUCCCGAUUAUUAUGCAAAUAAAGAUACAAAUGACAAAAAUUCACUUGAAGUUUACAACACUAAUAAUAGAAAUAAACCAAAAGGUCUACUGAACGCUAAGUCCGAUCUCAUCAAAAGUUCUCAUAUAACAGGGAAAAGUUUUAUUCCAAUCACAUCGUCUGUAGUGACAUCGGCAUCAGCAAUAGCAUCAAGUACAGGGGAUGAUAUUUUAUUAGGAUUAGUGCACCAAAGAUCAACAGAGUCACAUGAUUCCUCGAUAAGUAUGCCCAGUGUAACUAGUUCUGGUGGUAGUCCAUACACAUCAGGUGGUUCACAACUACUUAGACAAAAUAAAAAAGAAGAUAAGUUAUACAGAAGUACUGAAGUUAAUUUUUCCACAGAUGACCAAGGAAUAAAGCAUGGUGAACCACAUAUUGUAAGGCGUUCAAGUUAUGAAGUAAGUUAUUUUGUUAGUUGUAAUAUUUUCCUAUUUAUGCAUGUAUCCAUUGAGAGCUUCUUAGGUAGUUAA
This is a messenger RNA of Schistosoma turkestanicum, 1038 nucleotides long. The record is from the annotation of a GenBank genome assembly. NCBI's taxonomy places the organism in Eukaryota, Metazoa, Platyhelminthes, Trematoda, Strigeidida, Schistosomatidae.